AUGGAUGAGAACUAUGACGUUAUUGUAUUGGGUACCGGUUUAACCGAGUGCAUUCUUUCCGGAGUUUUAUCCGUAGAUGGAAAGAAGGUGCUUCACAUUGAUCGUCAAGACUUUUAUGGGGGAGAGUCGGCUUCAUUGAAUUUGAGUCAAUUAUAUGAGAAAUUCAAGCCUCUGACUCAAAAACCACUGUUUUUAAAAGGUAGAGAUCGUGAUUGGUGUGUUGAUUUGAUCCCUAAAUUUUUAAUGAGUGAUGGUGAAUUGACUAACAUUUUGGUCCAUACUGAUGUUACUCGGUACAUUGAAUUCAAACAAAUUAGUGGAUCAUAUGUUUAUCGUAGUGGUAGUGUCCAUAAAGUUCCUACCACUGCUUCGGAUGCAUGGAGUUCCAAGUUAUUGGGAUUAAUGGAAAAGAAUAGAAUGCGUCAAUUUUUACAAUUCAUUGCCGGUUAUAAGGAAGAUGACAUCAAAACUCAUUAUGGUUAUGAUUUGGAUAAGAACACCAUGAGUGAUAUUUAUGAUUAUUAUGGCUUACAAAAUGGUACUAGAGAUUUUAUUGGUCAUGCUAUGGCUUUAUGGCCUACAGAUGAUUAUUUGAAUGAACCUGCAAGACCAACAUAUGAAAGAAUAUUAUUAUACUGUCAAUCUGUUGCUAAAUAUGGUAAGUCUCCUUAUUUAUAUCCAUUGUAUGGUUUGGGUGAAUUGCCUCAAGGGUUUGCUAGAUUAUCAGCUAUUUAUGGUGGUACUUAUAUGUUGGAUACUCCAGUGGAAGAAGUAUUAUAUAAUGAAGAUGGGAAAUUUGCUGGUGUCAAAACCAAAGAAGGUAUUGCAAAGGCUCCAAUUGUUAUUGCUGAUCCAACUUACUUUCCUGAUAAGGUUAAGAAGACUGGGAAAAGAGUCAUUAGAGCCAUGUGUAUUUUAGACCAUCCAGUUCCUAACACCAAUGAUUUGGAUUCAUUGCAAAUCAUUAUACCCCAAAACCAAGUCCGUCGGAAACAUGAUAUCUAUAUUGCUGUCCUUUCUGAUGUUCAUUGUGUUGUUCCUAAAGGUUACUACUUGGCCAUUGUAUCAACGAUUAUUGAGACUGACCAACCUCAUGUUGAGUUGGAACCUGCUUUCAAGUUAUUGGGUCCAAGAUUGGAUACUCUUAUGGGGAUAGCUGAUUUGUACGAGCCUAUCAAUGAUGGAACCACCGAUAAUGUGUUUAUUAGUAAGAGUUAUGAUGCAUCCUCUCAUUUUGAAUCAGCAACUGAUGACGUCAAGGAUAUUUAUUUCCGUGUUACUGGCAAACCAUUAGUGUUGAAGAAACGUAAGACUGUGGAGGAAGAAGAACAGGAGGGGCUUUAA
Molecule: messenger RNA, 1344 nt
Organism: Lizanozyma spartinae
Lineage: Eukaryota; Fungi; Ascomycota; Pichiomycetes; Serinales; Debaryomycetaceae
Gene: GDI1
Product: Gdi1p
Exons: 1
Coding region: 1-1344 (447 amino acids)
Biological process (GO): small GTPase-mediated signal transduction; protein transport; vesicle-mediated transport
Cellular component (GO): cytoplasm
Molecular function (GO): Rab GDP-dissociation inhibitor activity
Source: RefSeq, a predicted model, not a curated record